Messenger RNA from Acanthoscelides obtectus, 3471 nucleotides. The record is from the annotation of a GenBank genome assembly. Lineage: Eukaryota; Metazoa; Arthropoda; Insecta; Coleoptera; Chrysomelidae.
AUGUAUAUAGCAAAACAUGCGGCACUGUGUCACGUCCCCAAGUGCCCGGUGGGAGCUGCUGCGGCAGCCCCACCUCCAGAGUCAACAGACUCAGAGACUGACGGAGUACCAAGUAACAGGCCUAUACCCGAAUCGGUAGGCGUGGCCUGCCCCGAUUGCGGCGAAAGGUACUCCGGCCGCGGUGCACUAACACAGCACCAGCGGCACCGGCAUCCACUCACCCGAAACGAAGCUAGGGCAGCGGGUACACGGCGGUCUCCUCGACAAAGAAGAUUGGUUAUCUUUACUGAAGAGGAGGAACAAAUAAUGAUGGAGUGCGAACUCCGGUACCGGGGUGAGUUGCGUAUAGCAAUGCGCAUGCGGGAGUUGAUACCAGAGAAAACUUUGAAACAACUCCGGGACAAAAGGGCCCAAAAAUGCUACAAAGAACGGCGUGAAAGGUACCUCGCAGAAAGAGGGAUCACAGCGAGCGCUAGUACUGAUGAUGACAGUACAGAACCAGUAUCCACAGACACAGGGGAUGGUAGAGCUACCGUCCCCCAAGAAGAAGCGCCCGAAACCAACAGCUGCGAGGAAGCGGGAGUAGGGGGUGGCUCCCCUAUCCCAGUCCCGGAGCUACUCGACGUAUCAGCAGUAGCUGCCAUUGCAGGGGGUGAAAAUAACGUUAAUAAUAUCACCCCCACCGCCGAAAACAUAAGUCCGACUCAGACGCCUGACAUGUCAGAGAGGGUACUGAAUGUCAGUGUAGAUGAGUUGGUAUCGCCAGCAGCUUCUCCAGAAGAGACACUUUGGAGACAGGAUGUUGCUCAGACUGCCCGUAGCUGCAAGUUGACUCGAGCGGCACAGCAACAUCUGGAGGUGAACACGGUCACCCAGCUGCUUAGAAAUGCAAUCUCCGAGGCUUGCGAUUUGCCUAUGGGGCAGCCCCAAUCGCAAAUAGAUACUUUACAUGAUAGAGUCACCGCUCUCUUCGUCAGCGAGGAGCGGGGAGUUGCAGGGCGACGAAAGGGAAGGCGUAGAGGACAAAAUAAGAGGGGUAACAGACGGUACCUCUACGCCCGUACCCAGGAUAUUUACAAAAAAGAGCCAGGCAUUCUUGCCAAGCACGUCCGUAACAACGUGGACUGGCUGGAGGAACCAGGGGUAAAAGCUCCAGCCCAAGACGUGCGGGACCUGUACAAAAAGCUUUGGGGCACAAAUCCGUCGGAAGUACAGGUGCCCUUCCUGGGAGAGCCCUCCGAACCGGCACUUGGGUUAGGUACUGUGCUAACCGCCGUGACGGUGAAAGAGGUGAACACGCGUCUCUCUCGGAUGAAAAUGUCCACAGCACCGGGUCCCGAUGGUAUUAAAAAGGGAGACAUUAAACGCGUUCCUGGUGCAAACGAAGUCCUCCAGUUAUUUUUCAAUUUAAUCAUGAUAAGCGGUAAGAUUCCUACCGCCUGGAGGAAGAACCGAACUACUUUGAUCCCUAAAGAGGGUAAGGACGGUAUGUUAGCUGAAAGCUACCGUCCAAUUACAAUCUCUUCUUUAAUGUCGAGAAUUUACUUUGGCAUUAUUGACAGCAAACUUAGGGCAAAAGCACGGUUCUCACCCAGACAAAAGGGCUUCAUGAACGAAUCUGGGUGCUUCAACAACAUCCACAUCCUCAAUGAGCUGCUGAGGCACUCAAAAGCCAAGAAUGGCCUGGUCGUAACGCAGCUGGACGUGUCCAAAGCAUUUGAUACUGUGCCGCACCAAGCUAUAGGACACGCGUUACGUCGCAAAGGUUUUCCCGAACAGGUGGUACGUAUCGUGGAAAAUGCAUAUGAGGAUGUAACUACUAUUAUAGAACUUAAUCAGGCGCCAAUCGAGAUACGCCUCCAGCGGGGGGUCAAGCAAGGUGACCCCCUCAGCCCAUUACUAUUCAAUCUAGUUUUGGAGCCCUUGCUAGAUAAGCUGGAAACGAGACCUGGGUACAAAAUCGACACAGAGACGCAGAUAUCGUCCUUAGCAUUUGCCGACGAUCUGCUCCUAGUCGCGCAAACAGUACCACAUGCUAAGGACCAGUUAAGUAGCACGGAAGCAUACCUAUCGAGUCUAGGUAUGAAGAUUGCUGCCAAUAAAUGCCGCACCUUCCGUGUAAACCGUACCAAAGACUCCUGGUACUUAACUGACCCAGGCCUCGAACUCGACAGUGGAGAAGUGAUACCGGUAGCGGGGGCCGGCGAUCACCUUGUCUACCUUGGAUGCAAGUUGUCUCCCUGGGUUGGGGUCACAACCGAGGGCAUACGAGCCGACCUUGCUUCAACUCUUAGUCGUGUGCAACGACUAAAGUUGAAACCGCAUCAAAAGAUAGACUUAAUCUCUACUUACAUUGUUCCUCAUUACCUGUAUCAGUUGUCCAUAGCGAUGCCGGCUAUGACACAGAUAAAACUGAUGGACCAGGAGCUACGGGUAGUGGUGAAGAAUAUUCUUCACCUGCCGCAGGCAACAACGAACGCCUUAUUAUACUGCGGUAAGAGGGACGGGGGACUUGCGAUCCCGAGGUUGGAGUGGCUCGCCACCUCAUCAGCCCUAAAAGCCGGCUUAAAGUUCGUGGACAACCCCGACCCGGCAAUGCAAGCUCUUGCCACGGGCACUAAGCUCGAGAGUAGAGUGAGGCGACUCGCUCUCGAUGCCCGGAUAGCUUGGCCAGUUACUGGGGAGCAACUGACCAGCUAUACUAGAACGCAAAAGAAGGCUGAGCUUGCCAGAUGGAAGCGCCUUGGUUCUCAAGGAAAGUCGGCAGCGGCCUUCGCCGACUCCAGGAUCGGAAACGCAUGGCUUAGGGACCCCUCGUUGCUCAAGCCAUGUCGUAUGAUUACAGCCCUCAAGAUGAGAACCAACUCAUGUGCUGACAGGGCGGCCAUGAGCAGAACGACCAGAAUACCGGAUCCUACAUGCAGGCAAUGUGGUUCGCAAAUUGAGACAUUGGGACACAUAUUGGGGCAAUGUCGUCACACGAAACCACAUAGGAUUCGAAGGCACGAUGAGAUCAAAAACCUCAUCGUGGAAGAACUUAAAAAGAAAGGCCCAGAGGUGGCAAUAACGGUUGAACCGACGGUGGCGGCAACCGGAGGCGGGAAUCUCAAACCUGACCUGGUAAUACAAAGCCGGGGAAGGGUCUUCGUGGUCGAUGUUACAGUCCGCCACGAAGACGGGAAUAAUCUCGCUCAAGGGUUUACAAGCAAAGUAGAAAAAUAUAGCCGCUUGCUACCUCAAUUCCAGCAGAGGUGGGCAGCUUGCUCUGCUGAAGUCCUACCAGUCGUGGUAGGAACAAGAGGGGCGAUGCCCAGGGAGACCAUCAAAAAUCUAACUAAGUUAGGAAUCUCUCAAAAUCAUGUGCUUUUAACAAUGUCGUUAAUAGCACUUCGUAGUUCCAUCGAAAUAUACCAUGAAUUCAUGGACUACGACGCCCCUCGGACGCGCCGCGGCGCGCAACCCCACAGGUGA